CAGAAGAUAGAGGGAGUCUCGGAGCUCGCCAUCUCCAGCGAUCUCUACAUUGGGAAAAAACAUGGAGUCAGCUCCGGCAGCCCCCGACCCCGCCGCCAGCGAGCCGGGCAGCAGCGGCGCGGACGCGGCCGCCGGCGCCAGGGAGACCCCGCUGAACCAGGAAUCCGCCCGCAAGAGCGAGCCGCCCGCCCCGGUGCGCAGACAGAGCUAUUCCAGCACCAGCAGAGGUAUCUCAGUAACGAAGAAGACACAUACAUCUCAAAUUGAAAUUAUUCCUUGCAAGAUCUGUGGAGACAAAUCAUCAGGAAUCCAUUAUGGUGUCAUUACAUGUGAAGGCUGCAAGGGCUUUUUCAGGAGAAGUCAGCAGAGCAAUGCCACCUACUCCUGUCCGCGUCAGAAGAACUGUUUGAUUGAUCGAACCAGUAGAAACCGUUGCCAGCACUGUCGGUUACAGAAAUGCCUGGCCGUAGGCAUGUCUCGAGAUGCUGUAAAAUUUGGCCGGAUGUCAAAAAAGCAAAGAGACAGCUUGUACGCAGAAGUACAAAAACACCGGAUGCAGCAGCAGCAGCGAGACCACCAACAGCAGCCUGGAGAGGCCGAGCCGCUGACUCCCACCUACAACAUCUCGGCCAACGGGCUCACCGAGCUUCACGAGGACCUCAGCAACUACAUCGACGGGCACACCCCGGAGGGAAGCAAGGCAGACUCUGCUGUCAGCAGCUUCUACCUGGACAUACAGCCUUCCCCAGACCAGUCAGGUCUUGAUAUCAAUGGAAUCAAACCAGAACCAAUAUGUGACUACACACCAGCAUCAGGCUUCUUUCCCUACUGUUCUUUCACCAAUGGAGAGACGUCCCCAACUGUGUCCAUGGCAGAAUUAGAACACCUUGCACAGAAUAUAUCUAAAUCACAUCUGGAAACUUGCCAAUACUUGAGAGAAGAGCUCCAGCAGAUAACGUGGCAGACCUUUCUGCAGGAGGAGAUCGAGAGCUACCAAAACAAGCAGCGAGAGGUGAUGUGGCAGUUGUGUGCCAUCAAAAUCACGGAAGCUAUACAGUAUGUGGUGGAGUUUGCCAAACGCAUUGACGGAUUUAUGGAACUGUGUCAAAAUGAUCAAAUUGUGCUUCUCAAAGCAGGUUCUCUAGAGGUGGUGUUUAUCAGAAUGUGCCGUGCCUUCGACUCUCAGAACAACACCGUGUACUUUGAUGGGAAAUAUGCUAGCCCCGAUGUCUUCAAAUCCUUGGGUUGUGAAGACUUUAUUAGCUUUGUAUUUGAAUUUGGAAAGAGUUUAUGUUCUAUGCACCUGACUGAAGAUGAAAUUGCGUUAUUUUCUGCAUUUGUACUAAUGUCAGCAGAUCGCUCGUGGCUGCAGGAAAAGGUAAAAAUUGAAAAACUGCAACAGAAAAUUCAGCUAGCUCUUCAACACGUCCUGCAGAAGAAUCACCGAGAAGAUGGAAUACUAACAAAGUUAAUAUGCAAGGUGUCUACAUUAAGAGCCUUAUGUGGACGACAUACAGAAAAGCUAAUGGCAUUUAAAGCAAUAUACCCAGACAUUGUACGACUUCAUUUUCCUCCAUUAUACAAGGAGUUGUUCACUUCAGAAUUUGAGCCAGCAAUGCAAAUUGAUGGGUAAAUGUAUCACCUAAGCACUUCUAGAAUGUCUGAAGUAUAAACCAUGAAAAGCAACAACAAAAAUAUUAACCGAGACACUUUAUAUGGCCCUGCACAGACCUGGAGCGCCAACACACUGCACAUCUUUUGGUGAUGGGGUCAGGCAAAGGAGGGGAAACAAUGAAAACAAAUAAAAGUUGAACUUGUUUUUCUCAUGCAUAUGAUUUCCAUUAUGCCUACAGAUAUGGACCCUUUUUCUGUCUCAACUUCUUGAUCAUUGACCUCUGUUUACAACUGAAGGAGGGUACUAAAGUCGGAGGAUUUCCUUUUCUUGUAGCUCACUGCCCACAGACUUUCUGCAGAGUCACCAAUCUGUCGGUAACAACAGAGAGUCCGGCAAUAAUCGGUGCCCGGUGUGCAUAGCGGAGGUGGCGGCAUGACUUUGCACAACCUGCUCUUUGUUUCAUGAAGGAAGUUUUUAUUUUUUUCACCGAUUAUUGCCAGUCAGCAGGAUGGCAUGAAAAGGGUCCAUAGCACUAGCAACGAUAGCAUUAUAAUAUAUUACAGGGUAAAUGGGCAUGAAGACUAUAUAUAGCUAAAAGAGAUAUUGUUUAUAUAUUGUUUUAAUUAAUAUAAAAUGUAGUUACUGGUGUAGCUUUUCCUGUUGAAUUGAUAAGGCACUUUCAUUUUGCACCUUUUUCUUUAAAUGAAAUGCUAGCGUGUUCACUGUCGUGUCGCAUGUGCACCAGAAACACAAGUUUAACUGAGAAGGCUUGGAAGGUACGUCAGGAGGUAUUUAUGCUGCUGUUUACAAAUUACUUUGAAAAGACUGGCUGGUCAUAUCUAGAAAUCAUGAUGCGGAUUAUUGGUUUGUUUUUGUUUUGUUUUGUUUUUUUACACUUCAUUUGGUAUUAGAAACGGAACUCUCCCUAAAUUAUACUUUGCUUUUUGGUAAGCUCAAGGAUAGAUGUGUUUAUGCUUCAUACAAAGUUGAAUGGUCGAUUGGUGCUAUGGACUUAUACCAUCAUGCACGUUAUUUUUAAAAAGCUUUUUUAAGUGCCACCUCAUGGAGGCAGGGGAGGGACGGGAGGCUCAUUUCAUACAAUUCAGUAGUUAUACGGACUCAGUCUCAACUUGGAAUUCUUAUGCUUUGAGGAUAAAUCAGUAACCCAAAUAUUUAUUGGAAUUCAGCUUUUAUUAUAAGAAGGACCCAAAGAUUAUAUCUGGAGCAAACACACACUCCCCAUGUGAGGACAUGAAACAUUUACUUUGUGAAUGCCUAUGUUCUUGGUCUAAUCUAGGAACCCUAAGAGUGUAUCUCAGAGAGACCUAGCUCUAGACUAGCUGCCUCUAGAUGCUAUAAUUCUAGAAUAUAGCUCUCCAUAUUUCACAGACAAUGGACAGAAGGGCGAGGGAGUUAUGCAACACUGAACCGGUUUCUCUUAUUUAAAUAUUAAAUAUUUUAAGUAUUCAAAGUGAAGAUGCUAGCCGCAAACAUUUACUCUUGUAUUUAUUUUCACUAGAAAACUGUGGACUGUAAUUUAUUUUAUUAAAUAUUUAGAAGAAUGUUUGGCUUUUGUGUUCAGAUGAGAAAUAUUGAGUGUUUUUGUUUAAUUUCAUUUUUUUUAAAUUUUAAUAAUUCCCAGUGGGGGAAGGGAAAAUGAACAGUCUGAUAUACAAGUGUGCAUAUUUUUAAAAUAAGUGCCCUUUGGAAAUGUCAGCAUUUAGAAGAUGAUUUUAGUCAGUCGGAUGGGAUUCAAACUUCUGGUCUGACAUGAAGGACCAUGGUUAUACAGAAAAGGGAAUAUCCCAUAGCAUAAUGGUGGGAGUUUCCAGACAGCCCUUUAUAGCCAAAAAAAUAUCUCUACCCCCAGGCUCUUCCUGAAUCUUCCCUAGGAACUGUGGCUCCUAAUGUCACGUGGAUCACAGCAGGGGCGUCCCAGAGCCAUUUACUCUGGGUUUAACCCCAACUGAUUUUCUGACUUGUUUCUGGAGGGAUUUGGAAAAGAGGAAGGAAUUAUUCACAGAGAAGUGUGUAUGAAGCCUAAAUAACAUCUUAAUUUUUU
Messenger RNA from Lontra canadensis (Northern American river otter), 3677 nucleotides. RefSeq names its product RAR related orphan receptor A (gene RORA). Gene Ontology annotation, cellular component: nucleus. NCBI's taxonomy places the organism in Eukaryota, Metazoa, Chordata, Mammalia, Carnivora, Mustelidae. The transcript is spliced from 11 exons. The record is from RefSeq and is a predicted model, not a curated record. Bases 62 to 1633 code for a protein of 523 amino acids. Gene Ontology annotation, biological process: negative regulation of inflammatory response; regulation of transcription by RNA polymerase II. Gene Ontology annotation, molecular function: zinc ion binding; nuclear receptor activity; RNA polymerase II cis-regulatory region sequence-specific DNA binding.